AUGCCAAUGUUUGGAUAUGAUAUUGGUAACAUCAAACACUUAUUGCUGUCUCUCCAAGGUUUGAUUGUACAUGGCUGGACCUUCAAGAGCACUGGUAGUCCUGAGACCGCCACUGAUCCAUUCAGCAUUGCUAGGUGCCUCUCAUCUGAAACAGUUGAACAGUUGAAAGUAAAAUACUCCUAUAGGACACGCUCCAAAACUCAGGUACCGACUUUCACUCAUGCGCUAAACCAAAGGUGCACUAAUCUGAAGACUGGGAGAAAAGUUGUCAAAAGCAGAAGGAAGCCUGUAUCACACUCUAAACGAGCCGGACUGCUGUUCCCAGUGGGCCGUAUCCACAGAUACUUAAAGAAUCGCAUAAGGACCAAUGGUAGAGUUUUUGCUACAGCUGCAGUUUACAGUUCUGCCAUUUUAGAAUAUCUUACGGCUGAGGUACUGGAACUGUCUGGGAAUGUCUGCAAACAAUUUAAGGUAAAAAGAAUUACUCCUCACCAUAUACUGCUAGCCAUCAAAGGAGACAAGGAGAUGGCCUCUUUCAUCAAGGCUACCAUUGCAGGUGGAGGUGUCGUUCCUCACAUCAACAAAGAACUACUGAGGAAGAAGGGACAGCAGGAGUUUUCUUAACAGCAGCCUAUUACCAUUUAUUAUUAAAAUUCAAAAAAACUUAAAUGGAAAUUAA
Molecule: messenger RNA, 679 nt
Organism: Bombina bombina (fire-bellied toad)
Lineage: Eukaryota; Metazoa; Chordata; Amphibia; Anura; Bombinatoridae
Product: histone H2A.V-like
Exons: 7
Coding region: 1-624 (207 amino acids)
Cellular component (GO): nucleosome
Molecular function (GO): protein heterodimerization activity; DNA binding; structural constituent of chromatin
Source: RefSeq, a predicted model, not a curated record